Messenger RNA from Diplodia corticola, 1800 nucleotides. Its product is annotated as glycosyltransferase family 2 protein. Gene Ontology annotation, molecular function: hyaluronan synthase activity. Gene Ontology annotation, biological process: extracellular matrix assembly; hyaluronan biosynthetic process. The record is from RefSeq and is a predicted model, not a curated record. Lineage: Eukaryota; Fungi; Ascomycota; Dothideomycetes; Botryosphaeriales; Botryosphaeriaceae. The transcript is spliced from 2 exons. Bases 1 to 1800 code for a protein of 599 amino acids.
AUGAUAUUCAACUUCCGCCAACUUCAUAGAGCAUUGACACCUGUCUUGCAAGCACUGUUGUUGAUCGUUACCAUUUCGUUCGUCUACAAGCUCGCACUGCACUAUACAUUUGGUUUUCCGCUCCUCAUAGAAGGCUUCUUUCAGAUAAUAUGCUCCGAGGUCAAUCGCUACAAGCAAGACCGCCGGUACAAGCGCGUUCAGAAUCAGGCAGAUUUGGGAGAGAAAGGUAAUGCUCGUACCGAGUGCGUGGGCAUGGUCAUUGGAUACCGAGAAGACCCAUCGCUCUUCCGCCAAUGUCUGGAGAGCUACCGCAACGACACCACCCGAACAGUCAGAACGCUCGUUAUUGGCAUCGAUGGCAACGAGCCCGAGGACAUGCCCAUGGUGGACGUGGCCGAAAGUGUCUACGGCGCCGCCAACCUAACAGUGAUCAAGCUGGACAAGCCCUUCGGUGCACUUGCCUCAGAAAUGAUCGACGGCUGGAAGGUGCAGCAAUCGCUGGGCGAAAAAGCCCACCAGCCGAACAAAGACGAAUUCUUCGACCACGUUUGUCGUGUCCUGGUCGGGCGGGCCGCAGCCCUCCUCCAGGAUCUGAAGCUGCUGCACGACCAGGGCGGCGACCACGCCGCCAAAGCCAUCUGCAUCACCCAGCCACACAUGUCCAAGAAGGACAUCAUGUUCAGCGCCUUCCUCUUCUCCCUCGCCCUCGCUCGCACGCACCAAACCCCCUUCAUCUGGUCCUCGGACUCCGACACCUACUUCGACCCCUCUGCCUCCCCCAUCCACCGCGUCCUCGCCACCAUGGCCGCCGACCCCUCCAUCGCCGGCUCCUGCGGCGCCCUCAACGUCCACAACCCCACCCAAUCCCCCACCACCCGCCUCAUCGCCGCCACCUACCUCACCGACCUCGCCCUCACAUCCGGCCAAAACUCCGCCUUCGACGUGACCGACUGCCAGCCGGGCCCCUGCGCCGCCUUCCUCACCCCCGCCCUCUCCAGCAUCCUCGUGCCGUGGUACACGCAAACCGUGCUGAGCACCCGCCCCCUCGUCAACGAAGACCGCCACCUCACGACGCUGCUCCUCGCCCGCGGCUUCCGCACCACCUUCCACCCCUCCGCGCUGCUGCACACGGCGGCGCCCUCGACGGCCGCCGCCUGGAUCGUCCAGCAGUGCCGCUGGAGCCGCGCCAUCGUGCUCGAGACGCUCGCCCACCCCCGCGUCCUCGCCGCCCGCAACCCCAUGCUCGCCCUCUACGCCGUCCGCCGCAUCGCCGGCCCCUACCUGCAGGCCUGGAUCGUCGUCCGCUACCUCGCCUCUGGCACACGCGUCGCCAUCUCCAGCCCUGCAGACAUUGCGGCUAGGGUGCUGCUGUGCUCCGUGUACACGGCUGCCCAGGGUGGCGCGAGGCGGAGCGGUGACGCCGGCGCUGGCGCUGGCCGCUGGUGUCGCGUGUGGCCGUGGCUGUGCGCCAGCCAGGUGUUUUUGCAGUUUCCGCAGCCGCCCGUGGUGUUUUGGGCUUGUGUGACCGUUUUUGAUGGGAGUUGGGGGAAUGAGGGCGUCGGCGGUGGUGCGGGCGGGAAGGGGAGGGCGACGCUUUGGACGCGUUUGCGGACGCUUGGGUGGACCUGGGCGCCCUUUGUCUGUGUUGCUGUCUGGGUCGGCCUGGUCGCUGCUGCGGUGUGUAAGUUUUUGGUGGAGAGCUCCACCCUGGUUGGCGGUGGCGGUGCUGAGGGCCUUUACGUGGCCGCUGGAGGAGUGGUCGCUUCCAUGGGAACGUUUUAUGUAUUCACGAAGGGGUAG